ACACACGGUGCGACCAGCCAUCAACUCUCUUUCGGUGUCCUCCUCCCCCACCGCCAACAAGCGAUUGCCUGACUGAGACUCGCCUGUAUUCUGCCAAACAAACAUGGGCGCCUGCUGCUCUUCAAAGAAGAAGAAUCAGGGAGAAGUUGGAGAGAUUCGAGAGGAUGAUUUGAAGGGAAUUUUUAGAGAGUUCGAUCUCAACGGAGAUGGAUACAUUCAAAGGGAAGAACUGCGCGCUGUCAUGCAAAAAAUGGGACAGUCUCCAACGGAAGACGAGCUCGACGCAAUGUUCCAGGCCGCUGACAAGGAUUGUGAUGGAAAUAUUGAUUUCCAAGAAUUCCUUGUAAUCGCCAAAGCGAACCCACUUUCGCUUUCAUUGAAGGCUGUUUUUGAGGAGUUGGAUGUUGACGGAGAUGGUUACAUAACAAGAUCCGAAUUACGCACUGCCUUCCAAAGAAUGGGGCACUCUCUUUCCGAUCAGGAUAUCAAGGCCAUUUAUAGGCACGUCGAUCAAAAUAAUGACGGGAAAAUCAAUUUCCAAGAAUUCUGCGAGAUGAUGACCCGGAAAAAGUGAAGAAUGAUUCGAGACAUUGAACAAUGAAAAAAAUAAAAAAAAUAAAAAAUACGCCCCCGGUGUUUCUAAAAGUGAUAAUUCCAAACUUCUAAAUUCCAAAUUCAAAAUUUCAAUUCCAAAUUUCAAUUCUUAUAUCAACCAUAUUGCUAACCAACAAUUGCUGCUGAAUACGACAUAGUCAUUUUGCUCUUUGCUGAGCAAGCAUUUUCGGAUAAAACUCCUAUCAUCUACUUUCAAUCCCGAUCCAACCCACAUUUCUUGUCAACCCAAGCAAAUUUACAGUGUGCCUUUUUUUGUCAACUACGAACUUUUAAUUUGUUUUUUUUUGUAUAGUUUUUCUUUCAAUCUUUUCAAUAUGUAAUUUUUUGUGUCUCACAUAUAAUUGGUAUAAUAAUAAUUUUCAAUGCUUCC
Messenger RNA from Caenorhabditis elegans, 985 nucleotides. RefSeq names its product EF-hand domain-containing protein (gene cal-5). Gene Ontology annotation, molecular function: calcium ion binding. NCBI's taxonomy places the organism in Eukaryota, Metazoa, Nematoda, Chromadorea, Rhabditida, Rhabditidae. The coding region runs from base 104 to 574 and encodes 156 amino acids. The record is from RefSeq and is marked reviewed. The transcript has 6 exons.